GAAGUUUCCGGUGUUGUGUAUGUUCCUGGAAACAUGGCGGCCAGCUUCCGCGGCCGUCCUAUCCGGAGUCUUCGGAUGCGGGGUCGGAAUGACAGCGGGGAGGAGAACGUCCCGCUGGAUCUGAGCAGAGAACCAUCUGAAAACUUCCGUGAAAUCCUCCAAAAUGUGGCCAAAUCUCAUGGAGUCAGUAACAUGCGAAAGCUUGGCCACCUGAACAACUUAAUUAAGUUGCUUUGCAGUAUUGGACAUCGGGAGGAGAGCUUUGGCUUUACGUAUGAAGAAAUCAUUGUAUGUCUGCGUCUAGCUCUUCUAAAUGAGGCCAAGGAAGUGCGUGCAGCAGGCUUGCGGGCACUUCGCUAUCUCAUUAGAGACACCAAUGUGCUGCAGAAGGUCCUCAGACUGCAGGUGGAUUAUUUGAUUUCCAGAUGUAUUGACAUCCAGCAAAGCAACGAGGGGGAGAGGACGCAGGCAUUACGGCUUGUCAGAAAGAUAAUCACCGUCAAUGCCAUGCUGUUCCCCACCUCUGUUGCUAAUUCUCUAAUUGCUGUGGGUACAGACGGGCUGCAGGAGAGGGAUCGCAUGGUUCGCGCUGCCGUUGCCAUCAUAUGUGAGCUAGCUCUGAAGAACCCAGAGGUGGUGGCCAAACGUGGAGGUCUCAGCACAAUCCUCAAGAGCGUCAUCGACUGUCAGCUGAGUCGGAUCAACGAAGCCCUGAUCACCACGGUCCUCCAUUUACUCAACCACCCGUGCACCCGCCAGUAUGUGCGCGUUGACGUUGAGCUCGAGCAAAUCCUUGCACCUUUCACUGAUUUCCACUAUCGGCACAACGCUGACACAGCUGAAGGACAACUCAAGGAAGACAGAGAAUCCAGGUUCUUGUCGAGCAGGAUGGCCAUAGUUGCUGCAUUUCGUUCCUGGUCUGGGAUUAUCAACCUGUGCAAGGCUGGAAAUUCUGGGAUCCAGUCUUUAAUUGGCUUACUUUGCAUACCAAAUAUGGAAGUUAGGAAAGGCCUGUUGGAGGUGUUGUAUGAGAUAUUCAGGCUCCCUGUGCCCAUUGUUACUGAAGACUUCACAGAGGCUCUCCAAAGUGUUGAUCCCGCCAGGUUCCAGGACACCUGGAGACUCUCUGAUGGGUUUGUGGCGGCUGAGGCUAAAGUUAUCCUACCCCAUCGGGCCCGCUCCAGGGCCGACCUGAUGGACAACUACCUGGCAUUUGUGCUCUCUGCCUUUAUCACCAGUGGACUGUUAGAGGGUCUUGUGGAAGUUGUGACCAGCAGCGAUGACCAGCUUGCUAUCAGAGCUACUAUACUCCUAGGAGAGCUUUUGCAUAUGGCCAACACAAUUCUUCCUCAUUCCCAUAGCCACCACCUGCAUUGCCUUCCCACCCUUAUCAACAUGGCCGCCUCGUUUGACAUCUCCCAGGAGAAACGACUUCGUGCAAGUGCAGCCGUGAACAAUCUGAAACGUUUCCACGAGAAGAAGAAGAAAGGCCUGAAGCCGCACAGUCUUUACUUGGACCACAUCAUUCGCAAGUCCGUCUCGUCUCAAAACCGCAGAGAUUCCCACUCGCGUGUCCAAAGGGACAUCUACAUCAUUAAGGACACUGAAGAGGCACUGCUGAUGAACCUAAGAGACAGCCAAAUCCUUAACCACAAGCAGAACCUGGAGUGGAACUGGCUGCUCAUUGCCACCAUCUUGAAGUGGCCAAAUGUGAACCUCAGGAACAACAAGGAUGAACAGAUGCACCGGUUUGUUCGGAGGCUGCUCUUCUUUUAUAAGCCCACUAGUAAAUUAUAUGCUGGGCUGCCUUUGGAUCACGUAAAGGCCAGACAACUCACAGUGGUUGGAUGUCAGUUUGUGGAGUUCCUCAUGGACUCAGAUGAGGACGGUCAGGGCUAUCUGGAAGAUCUUGUGAGAGACAUGGUCUCAUGGCUCUGCUCGUGUUCAGGACUGAAGCCAGAGCGUAGUCUGCAGAGCAACGGCCUUCUCACCACACUCAGUCAGCACUAUUUCCUCUUCCUGGGGACACUUUCCGCACACCCACAGGGAGUUAAAAUGUUAGAGAAAUGUGGCCUGUUCCAGUGCCUGCUGAAUCUGUGCUCCGUAAAGAACCAGGAUGCUGUGCUGAAACUUGCCGUAACGACUCUAGAUUACAGCAGAGACGGCCUGGCCAGGGUCAUCCUCUCAAAGGUCCUCACAGCUUCCACCGAUACAUGCAGGCUGUAUGCCACCAAACACCUCCGUGUGCUGCUGCGUGCGGGCGUGGAGUUCUUCAGCAGCUGGGGCAUGGAGCUGCUGGUCACCCAGCUUCAUGACCACAACAAGGUUGUUUCCAUGGAGGCCCUGGACAUUCUGGAUGAGGCCUGUGAGGACAAGGCCAACCUCCACGCUCUAAUCCAGCUGAAACCAGCUGUGUCCCAUCUGGGAGACAAAGGCCUCCUGCUGCUCCUCAGGUUCCUGUCCAUUCCUAAAGGUUUUUCCUACCUCAAUGAGAGGGGUUAUGUCAGCAAGCAGCUGGAUAAAUGGCAGAAGGAGUACAACCUUAAAUAUGUGGAUCUGAUAGAGGAGCAGCUGAACGAAGCACUUACAACUUACCGCAAACCCGUAGAUGGAGAUAACUACGUGAGGCGCAGCAACCAAAGGUUACAAAGACCAAAUGUUUAUCUCCCCGUGCACUUGUAUGGUCAGCUGGUCCAUGAUAAGACAGGCUGUCAUCUACUGGAAUCUCAGAAUGUAGUUCCAGAUCUCAGCUAUACGGUCCGCUCCCCGAUGCUGGACACCUGGGAGGGCGUUAAGCAGCUGAAGGCUGCUCUAUGGGCUCUGGGAAACAUUGGUUCUUCGAACUGGGGUCUGAAUCUCUUGCAGGAGGAGAAUGUGAUUCCUGACAUCCUUGCAUUAGCUCAGCACUGUGAGGUGCUGUCGGUUCGUGGGACAUGCAUUUAUGUGCUUGGUGUGAUUUCUAAGACCAAGCAGGGAUGUGAGGUCCUCAAACAGUACGGUUGGGAUGCGGUCAGGCAUAGUCGCAGGACGCUGUGGCCUGUCACUCCUGACGAGGUGGACACCCAGCUCACCGCAGAGCUUUCCUCCGUACCGAGCACGCUCAGUCUGAACUCGGAAUCCACUGGCUCCUGCCACAACAGCGAGAGCGAGUCUCAACCAAAUAUGUACAUCCUGGACGAUGACAAGUGUGACGGUUUGGACUCGUCAGACGACCCCUCAUUCUAUCAACACUCCAAAGCAGUCAAAGAUCGCAGCCCGUUCACAAUCCUUGGUUCCACGCGCUUUGUUCGUCCCCGCUUCCUCAACUCCCUCUCCCUCCCCAGCAAGAAGGUACGCUCCACCAGUGACCCAAAAAGUUCCACGGGCUCUCGCACUCUGAACGAUCUGAAGAUGGAAAGCCCGAGGCGGAACAGGACACUGACGGAGCCUUCAGUCUACAGCCACGGGGACGUAUUCAACUCAGUAUUUAAUGGCCGAGGAAUGCCAAAGAGUCCAACGGUUAGCCUGGAGACGUCCUUUGUUGGGACCAGGGGUGGCUCUGAGGAGCAGCUUGUGGAAGGCAGGCUGGUGAGGGGAGGGGGCUCCGGCCUUGGACUCAGCGGUCUGGGGGGACACGGGGUGGUGGAGCAGCACAGGGAGCAGAGCAGCCGAGAGCGCCUGGCGGGAGAAGGCGGCUCCUCUAGCGGGGGUAAUGUGGGAGGGGGUGGAGGAGGCGGGGGUACUCAGUUUAAAAGCCGCAGUCAGAGCUUUAACACGGAUACGACGACCAGCGGCAUCAGCUCCAUGAGCUCCAGCCCCUCCCGCGAGACCGUCGGGAACCCAGAUCACCCCGAAGUGGAACCAGACUCUUCAGACUGUGUGAGCCUCAACACCGUUGUGUCUGCAAAGACGGUCAAAACCCUCUCCUCCCUCAGCCCCCAGCCUCAGACAAACCACAUGUGCUCCUCCAAGUCCCCUAGCGUUUCUCUGGUCCCGCCAGGCUCCUCGCACACCCUCCCCCGCCGAGCUCAGUCUCUUAAGUCCCCCUCGGUCACAACCAUCAAGAGCCUGGCUGACUGCAGCAUCAUGUACACCAGCCCCAGAGACGCGCUGGGUUACGCUACACUGAAGAGGCUGCAGCAGCAGAGGAUACACCCGUCUCUGUCCCACAGUGAGGCUCUGGCUUCACCCGCCAAAGACGUUCUGUUCACAGACACCAUUACCAUGAAGACCGGCAGCCUGGACUCCAGGUUAACUCCUCGCAGGCUGUCGGACAGGAGGCGCACCUGUCCAGAACCCACCGUGCCAAGCCCGUACCGCAGGCUCUCCAGAACACUUGUACCGCGCCUCUCCCCCCGGAUCCUCUCACGCACCUCUCCUCUUGCGCUCCCUAGGUUCCUAAAAGCUCUCAGUUUCGCCUCUCUGGACAAAGAGGAGCUGCUCAGUCCCAUCAGCCAAAGCACCCUGCACCGCUGCUCCUCGGUGCGCUCCAUGGUCUCCAGCGCCACCUUAGGGUGCAACGACGACUACAUCGGCCUGGCGCUGCCGAUGAACAUCAACGACAUGUUCCACAUCAGAGACUCUACCUACUUCCAGCAGAGGAUCAGCCCGCCCUCUGAAGAGCGGAAACGCUUCCUGUUUGGCGACGGAGACGGGGAUCGGCCUGCUCUGCCGUUACUGAAACAGCAGUUCAGUAUCUCUGAGCUCAUUGCAUCUCGAGGAGAGUCUCAGAACCACAUGGUGGACUCAGAAGAGACGGGUCUGCAGGAUCACUCCGAGGAAAACUGUCUGUACUGCGUAGGAGCCAGCGUCCUCGGAUACCAGACUCAGCCGCAGAUCAAAAGCACGCAAACUCGGACAGAUUAUGUUGACUUCCCUUCAUGGGGUGGGCAGGGGGGGCAUCGACUGGAGGUGAUGCCUCAGUCCAAGUUCUCGGGGGUGUCAGGCUGCAGUGACGCUGCUGUGUCUCAAGGUUCGAUCUCAAGCACGCCUACGCCUGGAGACGUCGUUAUUGGCGGGAAAGCCAUCUCUGAUGACGGCCCUGCCUCUCGAGUCCUCCUGAGGAAGGAGAUUCUCCGCCUCAUCAUCAACCUCAGCUCUUCUGUCGGAACCAAAGGCAAUGAAACAGGAUUAUUGACGAUAAAGGAGAAGUUCCCUUAUGCGUUUGAUGACAUCUGCUUGUACUCGGAGGUUUCUCACCUCUUGUCCCAUUGUAUGUUUCGUCUGACUUCGAGGCGCUUCAUACAAGAGCUCUUCCAGGACGUGCAGUUUAUGCCAAUGUAUGAGGAAGCUGAAGCAAUCCUGAUGAAGCUUCCUGAACCCGUCGGAGAGGACGUUACCCCUCCUGCAGAGUCCUGAUUCCCCCUCCCCGGCUACAGCCCUGACUCCUUUAUAACUGUGGAAAGAAAAGCAGGUCUGAGGCUCUAUGGAAAAAGGAACCUUCAGCCCAUUUCUGUUGCUUGAAACAGAGAACACUCAUCGCUCAGCUUCCUCCUGAGCUGGAAACAAAAGACUUCAGUAACCGAACACACAUUAAAUGCUGUCUCAGAAAAACGAUGAGCAGCAGAAAAGCCAAAUACUGUUUCCAUGUGGAUUGGCAACACUGUCAAAUAUUCACCGGUAGAUCAUCAGAAAACUAAAAGGACAAAGACGGUGCAGUUAGAAAAUAAUCAAGUAGUUUAAAAAAAAAUCAAAUUGUGUUUUUGUUUUUUUUUGCAGUUUUAGAUUGUUUCCUGUAAUGAAACAAAUCAUCACGUCUUACUGAAUAUUCCUCGGACCUUGCGUUCUUUUCUUCAAAGAAAACACUACAAACGGAUCCUGCUGUCUUUAAAACCCUAACUGGAGCCGGAUUCCUUCUCCUCACCGCCUCCUAAGACCUUAAGCCUCCUUACCGCACAGACGGCCUGUUAAAACUUUCUAUUUCCAGUGUCACAGACAAUCACCAGUGUUGUGUUUUCUAAAGCAUUUUACCUGCCGCCGCUACUCGGUGAAUAACGAGAAUAGCAUGUAAUUUAAUGCUAGUUUUUUUCCCCUACUUUUCUGGCUCAGAGCCUUUAAUGUUUUCUUUUCCUGUGUUUUGGCAUCUUCAGCGAGCUUCAAAGAAGGUGGGUCUCUCUCUUUUCCUCUAAAAUGCUUGCUCGUGUAAGUAAUCUGUAGAAAGGUCGAUUACAGAUGUACACAGGUGUUCCUGAAACGUUCACCAACCAGCAGCUCCUCGUCACAAUUCCUCCUUUACCUCUGAGCUUCACACUCUACUGCAUGUUCAACUAGCAUGGCAAAGUUGCGCUUCACCCUAACUUAUUGCUUUUUAAAGAAGUUAAAGGUUGCCAUUUCAUGUCGCCAUACGUCGUAGGAAUGGUUGCCCCUCCGCCAUGCAAUAUCACUCACUGUUGGAGCACAACGACAGAGGAGGGGGCGGUUCAGUGCGAUGACUAAAUGUAAAAGGUAUCCAAGGAAACGGGUUGUUUCCAUUGGCGUUUUUUUUUUUUUUUUUUGCUACAAUGCUGCUACACAAGUGGACUCAUAGAGAGAUGAUUCAUAGAUCCGCUGAGUGAUGUCAGAUCCGAUCUAUUUAUUAUAUGUCUGUACCAUAGUGAGCUCAACCAGAGAAGAAAAAAGUUAUUUAUAUUUUUCCUCAAGACUGUAUUAUAAUUUAAUUUUUCUUUUUUGCCUGAAUUGUGUUUCCCUUGUAAAAUGUGUACAGUAUGUUUUUGGGGCACCGAUGACCUAAAGAAACAUACGAUCCUAUCAAAGGGAUGCAUUGUUAAUAAAACAAAAUCUGAAACACCCAGA
Messenger RNA from Cyprinodon tularosa, 6771 nucleotides. Its product is annotated as rapamycin-insensitive companion of mTOR-like. Gene Ontology annotation, biological process: positive regulation of phosphatidylinositol 3-kinase/protein kinase B signal transduction; TORC2 signaling. The transcript has 38 exons. Gene Ontology annotation, cellular component: TORC2 complex. NCBI's taxonomy places the organism in Eukaryota, Metazoa, Chordata, Actinopteri, Cyprinodontiformes, Cyprinodontidae. The record is from RefSeq and is a predicted model, not a curated record. Bases 34 to 5337 code for a protein of 1767 amino acids. Gene Ontology annotation, molecular function: protein serine/threonine kinase activator activity.